CCGAUUCGGUUCAGUCGAUGGAGCCAACACUUCCAUCUAGUAUGCCCUUAGUCGCAUCAUUAUCGGGUGCUGGACGAGGCAAGCCCUUGAAGCAACCGGAGUCUGCCUUGCAGAUGAAGGAAGAAAAUAGGCAUAUCCGAGCGAAGCAGGAGCAGCAACGGCAGCAACCGCCUCCAUUGCCGCAGAUGAGCAAGGAAGAAGCAGUAAAGAAAGCAAGGGAGAUUCUUUCAAGGAGAAGCGAGGGCGAUAUAAGGGAGGAUAUGGGUUUGAGUGGAGGUAGAGGAAGAGGAAGAGGUAGGCAGUCGGACAGGGGUAGGGGAAGGGGAAGAGGGCGCGGAGGAUACUCAAGGAAAUUGGAAGAAGAUGCUAAAGAGCUUGAAGAUGAUCUUUAUUUAGGAGAUGAUGCGAAUGGAGAGAAAUUGGCCCAAACCAUUGGAGCCGAAAAUAUGGCUAAGUUGGUUGAAGGGUUUGAAGAGCUUUCCAGUAGAGUCAUGCCUUCUCCUCUGGACGAUGCUUACAUGGAAGCGAUGCAUACCAACUUUAUGAUAGAGUUUGAGCCUGAAUAUUUGAUGGCAGAUUUUGAGACUAACCCAGAUAUUGAUGAGAAACCACCCGUGUCUCUUAGAGAUGCCCUUAAGAAGGUGAAACCUUUCCUCAUGUCAUAUGAAGGAAUUCAAAAUCAAGAAGAGUGGGAGGAAGCCAUCAAAGAAACAAUGGAAAAUGUACCUUUACUGCAAGAGAUCAUUGAUCACUACAGUGGACCUGAUAGAGUAACUGCAAAGAAACAGCAAGAAGAGUUGGAAAGAGUUGCAAAAACUCUUCCCAAAAGUGCACCUGCUUCUGUGAAGAACUUUGCAAACCGUGUGGUUCUCUCUCUUCAGAGUAACCCUGGUUGGGGAUUCGACAAAAAAUGCCAAUUCAUGGACAAGCUUGUGUGGGAGGUCUCUCAACAAUACAAAUGAAGGUAGAUGGCUUGGUUUAUUUAAUCGAGAUGAUACCAAGCAGUUAUGGCCUCAUGAUGCUUCUGAUUCCAUUCACCAAAUCCUUUUUCUUUUGGGAGGGAGGCGACUGGGGGAUAUAUGAACAUAGUUUCGGUGAAAAGAGAUUUUUUUUUUGCUUAUGUAUUUGAUUCCUUUAGAGGAGGAACAUCUGCAAUAGAUUUAUACGCUAGUUAAUUUUUCAGUAACGGUGAAUAA
Hibiscus syriacus is the source of this 1196-nucleotide messenger RNA. Its product is annotated as la-related protein 1B. Lineage: Eukaryota; Viridiplantae; Streptophyta; Magnoliopsida; Malvales; Malvaceae. The transcript has 4 exons. The coding region runs from base 18 to 962 and encodes 314 amino acids. The record is from RefSeq and is a predicted model, not a curated record.